Danaus chrysippus (African queen) is the source of this 1755-nucleotide messenger RNA. The record is from the annotation of a GenBank genome assembly. NCBI's taxonomy places the organism in Eukaryota, Metazoa, Arthropoda, Insecta, Lepidoptera, Nymphalidae.
AUGCCUCCUGUAAAAGAUGAUCUGAUUUUUAACUGUGUAGAGGUAAACAUACCUGAAAAAAGCCCUGGAAAAGGUACAGCAUUAGUUGAUGUGAGGGCCUGUAAUAAACCCGCCGCUAAGGUAUGGUUCCGUGGCGUACGUAGCUCAAAGUUCCGUCAUGUUUACGGAGUUCCUUUCAAACGUGAGAGAUGCUAUGAUAACAUAAAAAUAACUAGGAACGCCCACGAUUCAAACUUCUGCGCUGUAAAUCCUAAGUUUGUGGCUAUAGUCACUGAAGUGGCUGGUGGGGGAGCAUUCUUAGUACUGCCUUUGGACCACACCGGUCGUCUGGAUUUCAACGCGAGCCGCGUCACGGGACACAAGGGUCCUGUUUUGGAUAUUAAAUGGAACCCAUUCAACGACAACGUGAUAGCCUCCUGUUCUGACGACUGCACGGUGAAGCUAUGGCACAUCCCCGAUGGUGGUCUAUCCAUGCACCUCACUGACUGGCUGGUAGAGCUUCAUGGACAUAAGAGACGUGUGGCUUACAUAGAGUGGCAUCCAACAGCUGAGAACAUACUGUUCAGUGCUGGGUUUGAUUAUCUGAUCUUUGUAUGGGAUGUCGGUAAGGGCGAGGCUGUGAAGGUGAUCGAUUGCCACAGCAAUGUAAUCUAUUGUAUGUCCUUCAAUCGAGACGGAUCACUACUAGCGACUACCUGUAAGGACAAGAAACUACGGGUUAUAGAGCCUAGGCGAGGUAUCGUGCUGUCUGAAGGGCCCUGUCACCUCGGUACGAAAGCAUCAAAAUGUACGUUCCUCGGCGCCCAGUGUAAAGUAUUGACUACGGGUUUCUCACGACACAGUGAUCGUCAAUACGCUGUGUGGGACCAACACGACGUGAGCGAACCACUCGCCUGUGAAACAAUCGACAGCUCCUCUGGAGUAGUAUUCCCAUACUACGAUUAUGAUACCAACAUGGUGUAUCUGGCUGGCAAAGGCGACGGUAAUAUUCGUUACUACGAAGUAGUAGAUGAGGCGCCCUACGUACAUUUCCUGAACCAAUUCCUCUCAGGAAACCCUCAACGUGGUUUAGGCUUCAUGCCCAAGCGUGGUGUGAAUACUUCUAUCUGUGAGGUGUUCCGUUUCUACAAGCUACACACAUCUCGUGGUCUGUGUGAACCUAUAUCUAUGAUUGUACCGCGCAAGUCUGACUGCUUCCAGGAGGAUUUAUACCCUGACACGGCAGCGCCGCAACCCGCGCUCUCCGCACGUGACUGGCUGAGUGGAGUGAACGCACCGCCGCUACUCAUUAGUAUGAAAACAGGUGUAACAAUAUCUACCCACAAGCCUCGUAAUAACAAGGACGCGCCCGCGCUCCAGCCUCAAGACGCGAAUAACAGAAAAAAGUUCGCCUUCCUCUCACGAGAGACGACUCCCGACUACCGCCCUCUGGCGACGUGGCAGGGAAACCAAGACGAUACACAGCAGGUUCAAGUGACUGAGAAGUGUCAGAAACAGAACUCGAAUCAGAACACAAAGUUCCAUCAGCUACAGAAGAUGUUCGGCAAACAGGCGGGCGACGUUGAAGUGGUGCCACUAUACAAACAGAUCAAUCAGGGAGACGUGUUUAAUACUGAACAUGAGUUGCGUUUGGCGUUCAAUCGUCAGGGAGAAGAACUGAGAAUAGUUAAACGUCAGCUACAGAACAGUCAACAGAGAGUGAGGGAGCUUGAACAACACGUCGCUUCACUACAAUCACGACUCAACACGACAUAA